Molecule: messenger RNA, 705 nt
Organism: Desarmillaria tabescens
Lineage: Eukaryota; Fungi; Basidiomycota; Agaricomycetes; Agaricales; Physalacriaceae
Exons: 3
Coding region: 178-627 (149 amino acids)
Source: RefSeq, a predicted model, not a curated record
CUUUGGGACUCACAUGGCGGCUCUGCAGGACGAAUUUAUGCUUCGCUGUUGCCUCUUGAAACAGUUCAAUGCUUAUUGUUCAAUGCGAGCUCACGUGCCAGGACGACAUAAAAACGCGACUAUCAUGCAUUUUUGCCCCAUCGACCUUUUCUUCCAUACAGCCACCAGCCACGAUAGAUGGGAGUAAUAAGCGAACCUCAGAAUCUCUGGCGUGGAUCGGAAGUCGAACUGCUCCUGCUCUUUGUCGUUAUUAGCUUCAUCAUCUUCUCAAUCGCGCGCGGCCGCUGCGCCCACACCCGAGGACCAUUUAAUAACGACACUCCUCUUAGAAAUGAUAUAAAGAACAUCCAAAAAGAGAUUGAGAAGCUCGAGGUGGAUGAGAGGAAGCUGGCAGAGGAGUACAAGAUGGGCAUGGAUUAUGAUCCUGUAGACGUGUUUGACGAGACAAAAGCGCGGGCGUUUGCCGAGGCAGAAGGGCGGGUCGAGGAAGGCCCCUAUGGCACGAAGCUCCGCGUCCUGGAUAACCUCGGCAAACUUAGGCUGGACCUUGCCGACCUCCAUCGAUUGGCUGGAAACUCUGGUUUCAAAAGCCCUCUGCUAUUUGCGCAAAGUUUGAACUUUGCAUGAGGCCUUCGGCCAAAUUUCAGCACGAUUCACGAGUAUACGGCGGAUACGCCUAAUAACAGAACUAUAAUUGCCUUCCAG